UCAUUCCCGAAAAACUAGAACGAACGAACACUCGGUUUCUAAAAUAAGACUCGCGGACCUUCAAUAUAGGUUGUGUCAAACGAAUCCGAACUUGCACACUGCACUCGCGCUCCAUACGCUGCUUUCCGUCCUCUUUUAGUGAUGUUUAGUAAUGAAGUGUCUUCGUGUAAAUGCGAUUAUAAAGUGAUUUAGAUCAAAACUAAAAAGAAAAUGGAGCAAUUCGAACAACUGCUGACUUGCGCAAUAUGUCUGGACAGAUACAGGAAUCCCAAGCUGCUUCCCUGCCAGCACAGCUUUUGCAUGGAACCCUGUCUUGAAGGUCUCGUUGAUUACGUGAGGCGGCAGGUAAAAUGUCCAGAAUGUCGCGCCGAACACAGGAUACCUUAUCAAGGAGUCCAGGGAUUUCCUAACAACGUGACGCUACAGCGAUUUUUGGAAUUGCACAUUGAAAUUACUGGCGAACUCCCUGAUCCUACCAGCGGUCAAGUUAUGGAAAGGUGUAACGUUUGCUCCGAAAAGGCCUAUUGUAGUUUUUGCUAUCAUUGUGACAAAAAAAUUUGCGAAGAAUGUAAGGGCGCGCAUAUGGAAAUUCUGAAAAGAGAAAUAUCGAGAAUAAACAAUCAAGUACGAAGAGGUAUCCAUAGACUGCAAGACAGUCUUUCCCUGGUAGAAAAGAACACCCAAAACAUCCAAACCAACUGUCUUUCAGUGAGUGAAGAAAUUGAAGAGAUUUAUAGGAGACUCAACAAAGCCCUCAAAGAUCGUACGGAAUAUUUACGAGGGGAAAUUGACCGAUAUUUAGGCACCGAAUUGCGAACACUCACAAGCUUGAAAGAAAAUUUGGAACAAGAAAUAGCUAACAUAGUAAGCAAUUGCGAUUUAGCCGAUAAACAUAUGAACGAAAACGUCGACAUUUGGGACGAUUGCGAGUUAAUGGAUACUAAGGAAAUAUUUCUUAAAACUAUAGAAUUUAUUCGUAAUUUUGAGUACGAAAAUACUGACUAUUCCAGAAGAAUUCGAUUGGUUUUGGCUCAUGAUCCAAAUCAGUUGGUUUUGCAUGUUGCGGGCUUCGGCGACCUUAAUAUUUCAAACACUAAUAAUCCGUUUUCUCAAGGAACUAGUACCGGAUUGUUACAACCUCCAGGACCUGGUCUUAUGAGAUCUAAAAGUGACCAUAGACUAGCGUUCCGUAACCAAGAUCAAGGCUAUGGAGAGAGAAAUUACGGAGAGCAAGAUAACGAACAAGUACUAAGUGGACGGAAAUUCGGAGAACGACAGCAAAAGAGCGAUAAGUAUGGCUCGGGCUAUGGCCGUGGGGGUGAAUAUGGUGGGGACGACUACGAUCAUGAAGGAACUCGUUCUGCAAGAUCUAAAUAUAGUAGCAGAUUUAGACGGCGAAAUACUAUGGCGGAAGAUGACUCCGAUAACGAGUCAAGAAAUGUCAGAUUCCACGAACAACAACCAAAAACAAAUAACGAAAGAGAAAGGCCUCUUGACACCGAGGAUGUCACUAGAGGCCCGCUAAGUGGCAUCACUAGGCUAGCAGACUCUCCUAGAGUAAUGAAAAAGUUACAAGAAAAUCCAACAGGAAAAAAAAAGGAGAAGGAAGCUCCACCUGCUCCACCGAAACAACCACAAGUAGUACCUAAAAGGCAACCACCCCCGGCUACUCGCCAAGUGAGUGAAGACGACGAAAUUGCUAAAAUUAAAAAGCAAAAUAAAGGGGCUACUACGUCUACUGAACCUGUCACUGAAACUACAAGGCCUACAGUUGAAGAAAGACAUCCAGUUCAACAAAGGAAGACACCCGCCCCCGAGGCUCAAUCCAGCGCAGAAGACUCUGAAGAAUCAUCAGUGAGCGCUCAUCAGCAUCAACAAAGACAAAAUGUUCCACCAAAAACGGUGCCGCAACCAACUACUAGGAGAUCAUCAGAGAGCGCUCACAAGAAAUCCGCAAGAUCUGCUAGCAGCGAUUCUAGCUCGUCUGCAGAGUCUUCUUCGUCUUCAGCAGUUCGUAGUACGGGUGCCCCAUUUACGACUGAGGAAGUGAAACAAAAAUAUUUAUCGAGAAGUGAAGCUCCAACAGAGACACGCAGCAGAACUGCAUCUACUGGAGCGAAUAAAGAACCAGUAGCACAGUUAACAAAACCUUUUCAAAGCAGGUUUCUAAACAAACCAGCCACUGUGCCGCCACCACCACAAAGUAAAAAAGACGAAGAAGAGUCAGAAACGAGUUCAGAAGAAGAAACGGAAACUGAAGAAGAAUCCGAUGAGCCGUCAAGUAAGAAAUCGGAUGAAAAAAUGGCAAAAACUGAUAUUGGCCCACUACUAGCUCGCAGCGCUCAUGCUCGGGAUUCUUCUAGCUCUGAUCACUUACGCAAAAAAGAAGAAUCUCCAAUAAAUAGAUCGAAUUAUUCUACGUCAGAAGAACCUUCGACCAGAUAUGGAAGCAAAAGGCGAACAACUAUUACCUCCGAAGAAGAACCUCCCCGAUACGGUUAUACAAGUCGUUUUUUAAAUAAAAGUAAAAGUUCUGCCGCCAUAGCGCAAGAUGACGAUGACUAUACUUCAAGAUACACCACACCGACAAAUGAUGAAGGAAGUAAAUAUCCUGCUACUGGUCGAUCUAGAUAUAUGGCCCUAAAGGAUCGUCGACAGCGACUUGCGCGUAGUCGUAGUAGCCAGCAAUUCGGAGAUGGGGAAGAUGAGACUGAGGAUGCAGGAGUCACCACUCCAAUUUCUCCCACCACUUCAAACCCCACAGCCUACUUAGCAUCGCGAGGUUAUGGUACCUCAGCCUCUGCACAUGAUCUAGCCCGCAGCCGUUCUACGCACGCUCUUAAAUCCAGAGAUAAUUCUCCUGAAAGGUCAUCUGCGUCGGCGAUAGAAAAAGACGGAGCCGCAUUAAGUUCCUGGGCCCGGUAUUUAAAGAAUAAAUACGGCAACAGAAGCGGAGCCAAAGAUAAAGACUCGACUGCUAGUGGCGGCAAUUCUCAAGCAUCCGCCAGUUCGUCUUCUGCGGCGAGAAGGCUCUCUUUGGGCCUUCCCCUAAGAUCUUCUACUGAUUUAGCUAGCUCUGACGACGACGGUCAAAAAAACAUGCAAGGCUCCCCCACUACCCCUACAGCGGCUACGGCAGCGGCAGCCGAUAUCGCGGCAGCAGCAGCAGGUACUUCCCCUAGAAGCAAGUACUUGCAGAAAUGCCAACAGCUGUUCCAAAUUGGUAGCCGGGGGAGCGAAGCCGGAUGCUUCACAUGGCCACGCGGCGUAGCAGUCGGGCCUGAUAACUCCAUUAUUGUAGCUGAUUCUUCCAAUCAUCGCGUGCAGGUAUUUGACUCACGUGGCCGUUUUCUAAAAGAAUUCGGACAGUAUGGUAGUGGAGAAGGAGAAUUUGAUUGUCUAGCAGGCGUAGCCGUCAACAGAAUUGGUCAAUACAUUAUUGCUGACCGAUAUAAUCAUAGGAUUCAGGUAUUCGAUCCAUCUGGUAGAUUUCUACGGUCAUUUGGAAGUCAAGGUACCGCAGACGGAAGAUUUAACUACCCGUGGGGCCUUGCAACUGACGCGUUAGGAUUCAUCUACGUAUGUGACAAAGAAAACCAUAGAAUACAGGUCUUUCAAUCAGACGGAACCUUCGUGGGCAAAUUUGGUUCAAUGGGUAGCAAAGAGGGUCAACUGGAACACCCACACUACAUCGCAGUCUCCAACACAAAUCGAGUUAUCGUAUCAGACUCCAACAAUCACCGAAUUCAAGUAUUCGACGUGAAUGGUAAAGUGCUUACAUCUUUUGGUACUGAAGGGUCCGAGGAAGGAGAGUUCAAAUUCCCGAGAGGCGUAGCUGUCGAUGACCAGGGGUAUAUAUGCGUAGCAGACUCAGGAAACAACCGAAUCCAGAUUUUCCAUUCAGAUGGUACUUUUUUGAGAGCGCUUGGUUGCUGGGGUUCACAAAAGGGAGAAUUCAAAGGCCUGGAAGGAGUAGCGAUGACACCUGAUGGUCACAUUCUGGUGUGUGAUCGGGAAAAUCAUAGAAUUCAAGUGUUUUAAAAUGUCUUCAAAUCUAACUAAAUCUAACUUAUCUUUUUUUUUCAAUUAUUACAUAAUAUUUUGUGCCUAUAUAUAUAUUAAUAAACUUACCUAUUUGCAUUUCUUUAAUUCAGGUUAUUUAACUAUUUAUGUAUUUCAAUU
Ceutorhynchus assimilis (cabbage seed weevil) is the source of this 4182-nucleotide messenger RNA. Lineage: Eukaryota; Metazoa; Arthropoda; Insecta; Coleoptera; Curculionidae. The record is from the annotation of a GenBank genome assembly.